Messenger RNA from Danio aesculapii, 1608 nucleotides. Its product is annotated as tripartite motif-containing protein 16. The transcript is spliced from 5 exons. Lineage: Eukaryota; Metazoa; Chordata; Actinopteri; Cypriniformes; Danionidae. Gene Ontology annotation, molecular function: protein binding. Bases 15 to 752 code for a protein of 245 amino acids. The record is from RefSeq and is a predicted model, not a curated record.
ACAGCGUCUCACACAUGAAACCGUCCACAUCCAGACACAAAAUAUCCAUCACAAUGCCUUCAAACACAACAAUUCUGAAGCCUCAAACCAAGAAAACAGGAAGGAAAAUCAAAGCUGGAAACACUCCUGUUGAGAAACUUCCAGUUUAUGAGCCGAACAUUCCAGAGCCGACAACCAGAGAGGAGCUGCUCAAAUACUGGAUCAAUGUUUCUCUGGAUGAACGAACUGCCAAUAAGAUGCUGUGGCUGACAGAGGGUGGGGCUAAAGUGUCCCGCAUGACAGAUGAAGUGUGCCCUUACCUGGACAGACCAGAGAGAUUUGACCACAGCCCACAGGUGCUGUGUAAGGAGUCGGUGUGGGCCUCGCGUUGUUAUUGGGAGGUGCAGUACUCCGGUUGGGUUGUGAUCGGGGCUGUAUAUGAAUCCGCUGGCAGGAGGACUGGAGAUGGUGCCUGUGGCCUCGGGGAGAGCGAGGAAUCCUGGGGAUUGGGUUGGGCAGGAUCCUGCUAUGACGCCUGGCACAAAGGAACCAGCAGCAAGGUGUUAGAUGCGCCUCAGUGCCACACCAUCGGCCUGUAUGUGGAUCAGCCUGCAGGCCUGCUCUGCUUCUACAGCAUCCAGAUGCAGGAAGACACCAAGAAAAGAGAAGUCAAGUUAUUACACAGGUUUAAAAACCCCAUCAAGGAGAAACUCCUGCCCGGUUUCUGGAUGGGAAGACAGUCCUCCUGCGUAAUACUGAAGAAAGAGGAAUGAGGCAGGAGGAGAGAACAAAAAAAUCACAUGGUUGAAAAUGUACAUAAGAAAUAUAACUUGAUAUACAGUUGAAGUCCAAAUUAUUCGCCCCCCUGUGAAUUUGCUUUUCUUUUUCAGAUAUUUCCCAAAUUGUUUAACAGAUCAAGGAAUUUUUCACAAUGUUUUCACAGUAAAGCCUUAUUUGUUUUAUUUUAGCUAGAUUGAAAGCAGUUUUUAAUUUUUUAAGAACAUUUUAGGAUCAAAAUUAUUAGCUCCCUUAAGCAAUGUUUGUUUUGGAUUGUCUACAGCAGUGUUUCCCAACCCUGUUCCUGGAGGCACACCAACAGCACAUAUUUUGGAUGUCUCCCUUUUCUGACCCAUUAACUUCAGGUGUUGGAGUCUCUUCUGAUGUUAUGAUAAGUUGAUUCAGGUGUGUUUGAUUAGGGAGAGGUUGAAAAUGUGUACUGUUGGUGUGCCUUCAGGAACAGGGUUGGGAAACACUGGUCUACAGAACAAACCAGUGUUAUACGAUAACAUGCCUAAUUACUCUAACUUACCUAGUUAAGCCUUUAAAUGUCACUUUAAGCUGAAUACUAGUUUCUUGAAAAAUAUUCAGUCGAAUAUUAUGUGCAGUCAUCAUGGCAAACAUAAAAGAGAUCAGUUAUUAGAAAUGACUUAUUGAAACUAUUAUGUUUAGAAAUGUGUUGAAAAAAUCUUCUUUACAUUAAACAGAAAAAAUAUACAGGAGGCCUAAUAAUUCUGACUUCAUCUUUCUGUGAUAUGAUUUUACAGUGCAGAUAGUUGCUGAGAGUAAUACAGUAUAUUUUAUUAAUCUUCGGUUUUUGUUUGUGUAAUAAACCUGAUAUUUUUUACAUUU